Molecule: messenger RNA, 1231 nt
Organism: Tripterygium wilfordii
Lineage: Eukaryota; Viridiplantae; Streptophyta; Magnoliopsida; Celastrales; Celastraceae
Product: microtubule-associated protein RP/EB family member 1A-like
Exons: 8
Coding region: 155-982 (275 amino acids)
Biological process (GO): protein localization to microtubule plus-end; thigmotropism; regulation of microtubule polymerization or depolymerization
Cellular component (GO): microtubule plus-end; microtubule organizing center; spindle midzone
Molecular function (GO): microtubule plus-end binding
Source: RefSeq, a predicted model, not a curated record
CUUCAUUUCUUAUUUCCGUUUCUGGUUUAAUAUAUUUUUUUGAAAAAAAAUCCCUAUUAUUGCGCUCUUUAAAUUCCCACUUUCAAAUUCAUAUUCAUCCCCUUUUACAUUGAGAAUCUUCAAGAAUUAGGAGUGUUCGAUUGAAAAGCGAGAGAUGGCGACCAAUAUAGGAAUGAUGGACAGUGCCUACUUCGUUGGUAGGAAUGAGAUUUUGACUUGGAUCAACAAUAGGCUCCAGCUUAAUCUCUCCCGUGUUGAAGAGGCCGCCUCUGGUGCUGUGCAGUGUCAAAUGAUGGACAUGACUUAUCCAGGAGUUGUUCCAAUGCAGAAGGUGAAUUUUGAUGCAAAAACAGAAUAUGAUAUGAUUCAAAAUUACAAGGUUCUGCAGGAUGUAUUCAACAAAUUGAAAAUUGAAAAGCAUAUUGAAGUCAACAAGCUUGUGAAAGGCCGCCCCUUGGACAACUUAGAGUUCUUACAAUGGCUGAAACGCUACUGUGAUUCUGUAAAUGGUGGCAUAAUGAAUGAAAAUUACAAUCCUGUUGAAAGAAGAAUUAAGGGUGGAAAGGAUCGAAGUUCUAAGGGUUCCCAAAAGAUCACAAAAUCGCUGCAAUCAAACAAUAUGCAUAAUUCUGGAUCUGGAGAGAUUGUUGGCCUUAGUAAAACUUAUGGGCCCAAACAAGCAAGGACUGGUGGAGGUGGCGUGGGUAAUUCUUCUGGGGAGAUUCAGGUUUUGUCCAAGGAGGUUACAGAUCUCAAGCUCUCUGUGGAUCUUUUAGAAAAAGAAAGAGAUUUCUAUUUCGCAAAAUUACGGGAUAUAGAAAUACUUUGUCAGACUCCUGAAUUGGAGGAUCUCCCGGUGGCUGUGGCAAUAAAGAAGAUAUUAUAUGCUGCUGAUGCAAAGGAAUCUGCACUUUUAGAAGCUCAGGAAUAUUUGUCUCAAAAUCUGAAUGCUGAUGUGGUUGAAGCAGAAGAUGGACGCUAAGUUCUCAUGCAUGCAGGAAACCUGCCUAUAAGGUGCACGUUAUAGGACACUCAAGAGUGCCUUUGAUCUCCCUUGAGCAUGAGAUGCUAGAGAAAUUUCACGAUGCUCGAGACACUGAAUGACAACUGGUGGAAAAAUUGGCACUUUCUUUUCUUUUUUAACCAUGCAGUCGAUAUAAUCUUGUGAAGCAGAACUAUUGAAUUACUCAAUAAUGAUAAAGAAUUGUUCCUUCUAGGAGAUUAGUUGGUU